Molecule: messenger RNA, 978 nt
Organism: Helobdella robusta
Lineage: Eukaryota; Metazoa; Annelida; Clitellata; Rhynchobdellida; Glossiphoniidae
Exons: 7
Coding region: 1-978 (325 amino acids)
Cellular component (GO): membrane
Molecular function (GO): palmitoyl-(protein) hydrolase activity
Source: RefSeq, a predicted model, not a curated record
AUGUCAAAUCGACUCACAUAUUUUGACUGUGUGACCCAGAAAUUGUUUUGCAUGAUGAAUCACUUAUGGCUCUACUUUUCAGCUUGUGGGUUAAUCUUCUACACUCUCUACAUCAUCUACGGCAGCUUUGUGUUCAUCGUUCUCAUUUUCUGCUCUGCUCUUGGUUUCCUCUAUCACAUCCAAGACAGCCUGCUCUACCAGCCUAACGUCCCAACUGAGUCUCGACUCUUUGUCGAUAAUCCAAGUAGAUUUGGUCUUCCCUACGAAAACAUUCACCUUCACACUGCAGAUGGCCUUGAACUUCACGCAUAUUUAAUUAAACAGCCAGCCCCACAGUCCCACAAUGCUUAUACUGUUGUUUUCUUGCACGGCAAUGCUGGAAAUAUUGGCCACAGAUUGUACAACAUACACCACAUGUACCUGUACUGUGGGGUUAAUGUACUGAUGCCAGAAUACCGGGGGUACGGGCUGAGCCAGGGUACCCCAUCAGAAAGUGGCCUUUAUAUAGAUGCUCAAACAGCGGUUGACUACAUCCUGACUCGAUCGGAUUUAAACCACAGCAAAAUCAUCAUCUUUGGCCGAUCUCUAGGCGGCGCUGUCGCCAUAAACGCUGCUGCUAGCACAUCCCUACACUUAGGGGUCCAACCAGCCAGUUUAAUAGUCGAAAAUACUUUCACUAAUAUUAGAGAUAUGGGAAAGGUGUUGACUGGAUUAUCAAUCAUCGAUCACUGUCCGACAUUUCUGAUUAAAAAUAAUUUUCCAUCUGUUGAAGCUAUUCAGCAUGUAAAAGUACCGACGCUAUUCAUAUGUGGCCUCAAAGAUGAAUUGGUGCCUCCUGAUAUGAUGAGGCAGCUUUUCGAGAAGUCUGGCAGCUUACUGAAGCGAAUGUUUCUUGUUCCUAACGGGACCCACAAUGAGUGCUGGAGGUUUCCUGGCUACUAUGACCAGAUUAACUCUUUCUUUAAAGAAGUCCAUUAG